Molecule: messenger RNA, 1925 nt
Organism: Prunus mume (Japanese apricot)
Lineage: Eukaryota; Viridiplantae; Streptophyta; Magnoliopsida; Rosales; Rosaceae
Source: RefSeq, a predicted model, not a curated record
AUGAAAUUUUUGGACGUGGGCGAGGCCAAGAAGCAGGUCUUGUUUUCACUGCCAACAACUCUUACCAAUGUGAUGUUUAACUUCAUCAUUUUGGUGUCUGUGAUGUUUGCUGGCCACCUUGGUCAGCUUCAACUAGCUGCUGCAAACCUAGCCAUUUCAUGGGCUAAUGCCACCGGCCUUGCUGUUGUGGUAAAUAAUACAAUAUCUCUUGAGACCCUUUGUGGGCAAGCCUUUGGUGCAAAGCAGUAUGGCAUGUUAGGCCAGUACCUGCAAGCCUCGUGCCUAAUAUCCUUGCUAGCUUCCUUGCUUAUUUCCUCACUUUGGUUCUUUUCGGAGCCAGUUUUGGUUUCGUUGCUACACCAAGACCCAGAGGCCUCAAAACUCUUGGCGGUCUUUGUGAAGUUGUUCAUUCCUGGGUUGGUUGCGAUUGGAAUCCUCCAAAACGUUCAGAGAUUUCUUCAAACUCAGUCUGCUGUUGUCGUCCCUUUCAUAUUCUCCUUCAUCAGCCUUGCCCUUCACAUAGGCCUCACCUAUUCUCUUGUCCACUUCACUCCUCUGGGCUUCAGAGCUGUUCCACUUGCAGCAUCCAUCUCCCUCUGCUUCUCUCUUCUUAUGUUCGCCGUCUACGUUCUUCGUUCAAAGAAAUUUGAGUCUACAUGGGAAGGUUUCUCCUUGGCAUCACUCAGUCAUGUCCCUGCUGUUUUGAGGCUUGGCCUCCCUGGUGCAGCAGUGGAAUGCUUAGAAGAGUGGACCUUUGAGAUUCUAGUGUUCAUGGCAGGAGCAUUUCCACAUCCAACACAGAGCACAUCCCUACUUGGGAUGUGUGUCAACGUGGAGUUAAUUGCUUAUAUGGUGUCAUACGGCCUCAGUGCUGCUGUCAGCGCGAGAGUUUCAAACGAACUGGGAGCAGGCAAUCCAGAGAAAGCCAAGAGGGCCAUGACUCUGGCUCUUAAGCUCUCUGGCUUUGUUGCUUUCGUUCUUGGUCUGGCACUGGAAAUUGGCCACAAUUUCUGGGCUGGCUUAUUCAGUGGCAACCCAGAAAUAGUAAAAGAAUUUGCAUCCAUGACACCUUUCGUUGCGGUUUCGGUGAUCGUUGAACCUCUACAAGGUGUUGUUCUAGGUGUGGUCACAGGAUGCGGGUGGCAAAAGUUGGCCUGCUAUGUUAAUCUGGCCACAUAUCUGGUUGGCGUGGCUAUUUCCGGCCUUCUUGGGUUCAAGACCAAGCUACAUGCUAAAGGGUUGUGGAUUGGACUAAUUUGUGGCAUCACUUGUCAAACCAGCAUAAUUUUGCUCAACGUAUUGCUCAAGAAUUUGGGCCCUCGAUCCGAUAGUACCUGAUCUGAUACCCAAUAGACAAUCUUUUCUGUUCCAACAAAUAAGAAAAACAGAUCUUUGUUAAGGUUUUGCUUAGACUUGAGUCCAUAAAUCAGAUCUCUAUUUCGGUACAACGAGAAGGAGCUCCAUCGACGUGCUUCGCAUGCAUGCAUGGUGCGUGUGCACGUUUGAAGAGAGAGACAAAAUAAAAUGAGAACUGCUAUACAUUGUGGCUACUCAAAAUCUACAGGGCAGUCCACACACAACAUCAAUCUCAAAAAGCCCCUAAUUCAAACCGGCCCAACCCUCAGUACAACAAAGUACACAAAACAAACAAUGAAAAAACGGGUAACAUAAAUUCUAGCUCACCACCACGACGGCCUGCAUCAAAACAUUGCUUUACAAUGUUAGACAUUUCACCUAGGAUGGAAAAAGUACUAAAGAAAGGGCAAAAAAGAAAUGCGAAUUCCGGAACUGCUAAUGCAUUAGAAAAUAAAAGAUUGUGAAGAAACAACACAGGACUAAUGCCAGCUUGAACAACACUAUUUUCUUGAAACUCAAAGCUGUAGUCUGUACAUUAAAUGAAAAAUGAUAAAUUUGAAUUCUAGUAU